Molecule: messenger RNA, 534 nt
Organism: Oreochromis niloticus (Nile tilapia)
Lineage: Eukaryota; Metazoa; Chordata; Actinopteri; Cichliformes; Cichlidae
Product: ATP synthase subunit g, mitochondrial
Exons: 3
Coding region: 108-419 (103 amino acids)
Biological process (GO): proton motive force-driven ATP synthesis
Molecular function (GO): proton transmembrane transporter activity
Source: RefSeq, a predicted model, not a curated record
UUGCUCUCAACUUUAACUUGCCAACGUGCACAUCUCAUUUUAUUUUGAAAAUCAACGACCCGGAAGAUUGCUUUCUUCUUCUGGUGACCUCCUGGGAAGUCCUCAUCAUGGCGCAGGCAGUUAAGAAAGUUGUGAAUAAAGUUCCUGCAUUAGUCGGCGCCGCUCUUACAUACUCCAAACCCCGGCUAGCGACCUUCUGGCACUACGCUCGAGUGGAGCUGGUCCCACCGAGCCCAGCUGAGAUCCCCAAAGCAAUAGAAGCUGCAAAAGGUCUGAUCAGGAGCUAUCAGACGGGACGCCUGGGACAAACUACAGUGAAAGAUGCCAUAAGGAAUGGACUGGUGACCACUGAGGUGCUGAUGUGGUUCUACAUCGGAGAGUGUAUUGGCAAAGGAGGCAUUGUUGGAUAUGAUGUCUGAAAAAUGAACUUUUCUUCCUCGUCUUUUUCUUCCUCGUCUUGCUUUUCCAGUCAUUACAUUCUCAACAGCCAGCACCAAAUUCUUCCAAAUAAACAUAUGUUUGUAUACAGGAGUA